CCUUGCCUCACAUCGUGGCCCUUUCCGUUCCUUUUCUUUUCCGUUUGUCUACUUCAUCAUGACCUUUCGACACAAGGUCUUGUUGCUUUGUACACUAUGUAUUUUUUAUCUCUUUUUUCUUACAUUAUCACAAUUGCAAGCGAACAAGUCGGAUUUGUUUAGCGAAGAGAACGAUAAUCUCGUCAACUUUGAACCGCCUCAGUCUUGGCAGCUCGAUCCCGAAUCAGAAAUAACUCCAGACCCCUUGACGACCCCAUCCACACUGUUGCCGUCAGCAUCUCCAGCGUUACCAAUUAUCGAUCCUGACGAGAAAUACAUCACCUUCUUCACUCACAGCGGUUUCCAAAACCAACUUAUACAAGUGGAAAAUGGGAUUUUGUUGGCAUGGUAUCUGAAUCGAACUCUGAUCUUACCCAAGGCUCUUUUGGGCGAACCUUUUGGAUGGAGUCCAUUUGAUAAGCUGCAUCUGGAACACAUGAUACGCGAUCGAAGCACGUCCACCAACUGUGACGAAUAUACCAUCGAGAUACAGCAGUGGAACAUUUCGUGUCCUAAUCGCGAGCGAUAUGCACUUUUGCCGUUUGACGAAAUUUUCGAUCUUUCAUGGGCGAAACAGAACGUUAAAAUUAUUCUACGCGACCAGUCUGAUCUGAAUUGGCUAGAAACUCAGUUCGGCAUUCAGCGUGGGGGCGAAGAAAGCCGCCCCAGCGGAUCCUACGUGGACGGUGAUAUUUUAUUCUUCAAAGGUGAAACGCGGUACGAUUGGCGAAUUUUCGAUACGCCUCGUAAAGCCCAUCGAUUGGGAAAAUAUGCAGCCAGUCUGGAUAUUUACCAGUUGCGAGAGCGAUCCGAAAAGCUUAUUCAUUUCUCGAGUUUGUUCGGUACUGGCAAGCUUCCCAUUCGACGACCUGAACAUUACGAGUUCCUUCGUACGUUGCAGCGCAGUAUUACGUAUCGUCACCCUGCUGUGCUUCAACUCGCUGAAGAGCUUGUGCGCCGCUUGGGAGGCGCAGGCAACUUUAUGGGGUUACACAUAAGAUCGGGGGAUGGUUGGUUUGUCAAGGCACUUCCAGAAAAUAUCAACAGCACCGUAUCGCAAAUUAACCGUGUCGUUGCACCAACCGACCAAUGGCCACUCACGUCCAAAGUCACGGCAGGAUUCGCCCUUUCCUUGGAACAAUGUCUGGAAUUGGCCAAAACAAACAAUAUCACUUUAAUAUAUAUGGCAACGGACGCACGGGCUCCUCGAUCGACGCCGGCAUUUGAUCCUUUAUGGGCCAAUAAUCCUUGUACGUUCACAAUCGAUGAUUUGAUGGGUCCGGACGAUGAAGCUUGGAUGGCGCUCGACAAGGAGAAACAUGAACUGUCUGGAAAAAGUAUGCGCAAGUUCCUUGUGCCGUUAGUGGAUGCCACCGUGGCCAGUCGAGGUUGGCUUUUCAUCGGCAGCAAAGGAUCUACGUUUUCCGGUUAUAUUCAUCGACUUCAUGACGUAUUCUGGUCGAAUCAAAAGAUGCAAACCAUCGAAUCCAACGAUGGCUGAUCAUGGAAAUGUCUUCUCUUUUUUUUUCCCUCUUUAUUCACCCUCUUAUUUUCUGCUUUUUCCUUUCCGAUAUUCUAUUAAUCUUGUAAUUCUAUAUACCACGACAGAGCGAUCAUUGUCAUGGACUCCUGGAGAGCUCAUGGGAUGGUGAUACUAGAUUGUGUCCUGGCGACCCGCAUCCAUAGGCAGUAUUUUCUUUUUUUUUUUCUUACUAUAUUCUCUUGUAUAUAUUACGCCUCAUUCUAUUAAAUAUGAGAUGCUAGC
Molecule: messenger RNA, 1804 nt
Organism: Radiomyces spectabilis
Lineage: Eukaryota; Fungi; Mucoromycota; Mucoromycetes; Mucorales; Radiomycetaceae
Exons: 4
Coding region: 59-1540 (493 amino acids)
Biological process (GO): protein O-linked glycosylation via fucose
Molecular function (GO): peptide-O-fucosyltransferase activity
Source: RefSeq, a predicted model, not a curated record